CCGCGGCUUCCCACUGCGGCAGAGGCUCCGGGCCGCGGCAGGCAUGGCAGGCGCCCCGGGGCCCGCUCCACCCGCGGAGGGCGGCGGGGAGGCGCGGCCAGCCUGGGACAACAAGCUCCAGUACCUGCUGAGCUGUGUGGGCUUCGCCGUGGGCCUGGGCAACCUCUGGCGAUUCCCGUAUCUGUGCCAGACGUACGGGGGAGGCGCCUUCCUCAUCCCCUAUGUCAUCGCCCUGGCCUUCGAGGGCAUCCCGCUGUUCCACAUCGAGCUCGCCAUCGGCCAGCGCCUGCGCAGGGGCAGCAUCGGGGUGUGGACGGCCAUCUCGCCCUACCUGGGCGGCGUGGGGCUGGGCUGCUUCACCGUGUCCUUCCUGGUCAGCCUGUACUACAACACGGUCCUGACCUGGGUGCUCUGGUACCUCCUCAACUCCUUCCAGCACCCGCUGCCCUGGAGUGCCUGCCCGCCCGACCUCAACCGCACAGGGCUCGUGCAGGAGUGCCGGGACAGCAGCCCCGUGAGCUACUUCUGGUACCGGUGGACCCUGAACGUCUCGGCCGACAUCAGCGACAGUGGCCCGGUCCAGUGGCGGCUGCUACUCUGCCUGGCGGCCUCCUGGGCCGUCGUGUACCUGUGCGUCAUCAGGGGCAUCGAGACCACCGGCAAGGCAAUUUAUUUCACGGCCCUGUUCCCUUACCUGGUCCUCACCAUCUUCCUGGUCAGAGGGCUCACGCUGCCCGGGGCAAUGGAAGGACUGACCUACCUCUUCACCCCUGACAUGCAGGUCCUGCAGAAUCCCCGGGUGUGGCUGGAUGCGGCCACCCAGAUAUUCUUCUCCCUGUCCCUGGCCUUUGGAGGACACAUCGCUUUCGCCAGCUACAACCAGCCCAGAAACAACUGCAGGAGGGACGCGGUGAGCGUGGCGCUGGUGAACAGCAUGACGUCCCUCUAUGCGUCCAUCGCCGUCUUCUCUGUCUUGGGGUUCAAGGCGGCCAGCGACCACGGGCAGUGCCUGGACCGAAACAUCCUCCACCUCAUCAACGCCUUCGACCUGCCCGAGCAGAGCAUUUCCAGGGAUGACUACGCGGCGGCCCUGGCGCGUCUGAACGCCUCGCAGCCGGCGCGAGUGGCCAGGCUCCCCCUGGAGGCCUGCCGCCUGGAGGACUUCCUGGACAAGAGCGCCUCGGGCACGGGCCUGGCCUUCAUCGUCUUCACGGAGGCCGUGCUCCACAUGCCUGGCGCGCCGGUCUGGGCCGUGCUCUUCUUCGGGAUGCUCUACAGCCUGGGCCUGUCGUCCAUGUUCGGGAACAUGGAAAGCAUGACCACGCCGCUCCUGGACCUGGGGGUCAUGCCCAGGAGGGUCCCCAAGGAGGCGCUGACAGGCCUGGUCUGCCUGCUCUGCUUCCUCACGUCCUCCUGCUUCACGCUGCGGUCGGGGAGCUACUGGCUGGAGAUCUUCGACCAGUACGCCGCGGCCCUGAACCUGAUCCUCCUGGCUUUCUUCGAGGUGGUCGGGGUCGUUUACGUUUAUGGGAUGAAGCGGCUCUGUGAUGACAUAGCCUGGAUGACCGGGAGGCGGCCUGGCUUCUACUGGCGGGCGACCUGGAAGGUCGUGAGCCCCCUGCUGCUGCUGACCAUCUUCGUGGCCUAUGUUGCCCUCCUGGCCAGCUCGCCGCCAGGCUACAAGGCCUGGAACCCCCAAUACGAGUGGUUCCCCUCGCGGCAGGAGAAGCCCUACCCCGGCUGGGUGCUGGCCGCCUGUGCACUCCUGUCCUUCCUGCCCACCCUGUGGGUCCCGAUGGUGGCGCUGGGCCAGCUGCUCGCCUGGUGCAGAGAGAAGACGCGGAACCCGCCGCAGGACGGACGCCCGAAGCCGCGGGGCAGCAGGGCCUGCUGAGCACGGGGCCGGGGUGGCGGGGAGGCCUGCCUGUGCCGCAGCCGGGGCAGCUCCAAUACACGUGCGCUCAGCCCUGA
Messenger RNA from Cervus elaphus (red deer), 1971 nucleotides. RefSeq names its product solute carrier family 6 member 18 (gene SLC6A18). Gene Ontology annotation, biological process: sodium ion transmembrane transport. The record is from RefSeq and is a predicted model, not a curated record. The coding region runs from base 44 to 1894 and encodes 616 amino acids. Lineage: Eukaryota; Metazoa; Chordata; Mammalia; Artiodactyla; Cervidae. The transcript has 12 exons. Gene Ontology annotation, cellular component: plasma membrane.